AUGUCAUCGCAACCCCCUGCCAUCAUCGAUCGGCAACCCUGGCUCCAUCGCGUCUUGUUGCUAUGGCUCGACCCUCUCUUUCGCCUCGGGGCUACUCGACCUCUCGUGGACAGCGACAUCUGGCACCUGGGUGCCCAAGAUACUGCAGUGCGACUAAGCCGCCGGUUCGCUCGCCACUGGGGCACGGCACACGACCGCCGUCCGUCGUCCCUCGUCCGAGACAUCUGCCGCACGUUUGCCCGUGAAAUGACCGUCGUGACAACGUUAUCUGUGGCCUACUCCCUUCUGGUGCAAUAUCAACCCCCGUUGAUUCACUUGCUUAUGACUGUGGUCACUCGUUCGGAUGACACCAUCGACGAUACCUCUGGGUAUUGGUACGCGGCGUUGUUGGCCGUGGUGUCGUUGGUGUCGGUGACGAUCUUGGACUCGUCCUUUUUCGUCACGGCCCAGCUCGCGACUAACGUCAAGACAGUCGUGAUGGACUUGGUACUGUCUCAGUCGUUGCACUGUCCUGACGCGGCCACGUCAUCGGGUGACGUGAUCACGAUGGUCGCGGUGGAUUCCACGCGUCUGUUUGUCGGUUUCGUCGCCCUCCCGUGGCUUGUGGUGCCCGUGGUGACCCUACCCCUCUUGUACACCGCCAUCGGGUCCAUGAUGGGGUGGCAAGUAGGGGUCGCGGGGGGGCUCACGCUGCUCGUGGUCAUGGCUGGUGGCUACUACUUUGCCCAUGCCGCCGGCAACCUCCGCCAUGACCUCAUGGCAGCCCAAGCGGCUCGUGUGAAAGCCACCGAUGAGCUCCUCGCUGGCAUUCGCGUGGUGAAAAUGUACGGGUGGGAAGCCAGCCUCGAGAACCGAGUGACAAGUCUACGGGAUGCGGAGCUCGCGUUGCAGCACACGUACCAGUUUGGCAGCGAACUGAACGCGAUCGGACUGCUGGUGGCCCCCACGCUGUCGCUCAUGGCGUGCGUCGUCGUGUAUGUCGUUGGUCUGGGGCAUGCCUUGACGCCGACGGUCGCGUUUACUGCCAUGGCGUACGUUAACAUUGCCAGAUUGCCGUGCAAUUUGUUUGCGUUUGCCGUGAUGCGCGUCACGGAGGCGGUGACGUCUGCCCAUCGCAUUGAAGCGUUCAUUCGAUCGUCACCUGCCACGAUACCGUCGGCAGCUAGUACUACUAGUACAUCUAGUACUACUAGCAUUGCUGACGACGACAUGGUUGCCGAGGCCGUGGUGGACAUGCACGAGGCAUCGUUCGCAUCGACCAAUCAACCAAGGGUGGACCCAUUAACCCCCCCCCCAUCGUCGUCGCGUUCAGCUUGCAUCCUCCAUCAGCUGAACUUGACCAUUCUGCAGCACCAAUUGACCAUGAUUGUGGGGCCAGUGGGCAGUGGCAAGUCGAGUGUUCUCAAAGCGAUUUUGGGGGAGCUAGAGCUUGUGGCUGGUCACAUGGAGGCGACUACUACUCGCGUGGCGUACGCGAGCCAAGAGCCGUGGCUACAACAGACCACCAUUCGAAGCAACAUCACGUUUCAAUCCGACAAUGCAAACAUAUCGGACCACUACGCGACCGUUCUGUCUGCGUGUCAGUUGCUGCCCGACUUGGCCUCGUUUCCCCAAGGCGACUGCACUGUGCUGGGGGACCGAGGGGUGAAUCUCAGCGGCGGUCAAAGAGCUCGGGUGGCCCUCGCGCGAGCCAUGUACCGCCAAGAUGCCGACCUGGUGCUCCUGGACGAUCCACUGAGUGCGCUCGACAGCCACGUGGCAAAGACAGUGUUUGAACAAGGUAUUCGGGGGGUGUUAGCCGAGAAAUCGGUUAUCCUUGUGCUCAACAGUCACUACCACUUGUUGCCGUUUGCAGACACUAUUGUUGUGAUGGAGGGCGGUCGAGUUGUGCGACAAGGGUCGUUUGCGACGAUGCAGCAGCACUUGACAUCGUUAAGCUAUCCACAAACGUCCAAGACUUGUCCGCCACCAACGACCCUGGCGGACCAACUUCGUCCACUAGCUUCCCCCAACCCUACGUCAACGUCGUCGCCUGUACGAACGGCCAAUCCAUUGAAAACUCGACCACCCGUAGACGAAUCAUCACCGUUGUUGGUGGUCGCGCCAACCAGUGACGUGGCUCUGGAUACAUACGUGGCAUACUUUGACGCGAGUGGGUGGCACGGCAUCUCCGUCAUGGCGGGGGUCGGCGGCAUGUACUUGCUGUCCCAAGGCGUGGUGGUGGCUGCCGAUGCGGCUUUGACAUCCGUCACCACCUUUUGUCUCUAUGUGGCUCUGGCAGUAGCCGCCAUGCUCUUACUGUUCACGCGGGGCAUCUGUGCGCUGCUGUUGAACCUGGCAUGUGCCAAGACGCUGCACCGCCAGCUCCUGCACGCGGUCGUGUCGGCACCCGUGCCGACCUUCUUCGAUGUGACCCCUCUUGGCCGCAUCCUCCAUCGGUUUACGAGCGACCUCUUCGACGUCGACAGCCGCAUGCCGACGUCCGCCGUGUACCUGCUGCAGUGUCAGUUCCAAGUGCUGGGCAUUGCAGUCGUGUGUGGCGCCGCGUUGCCCUGCUCCAUCGUCUUCUGUGCCCCGCUGACCCUACUCGUGACUCGCAUAUACACCCGGUUCAGCCACACGUCGCCAGCUCUGACCCGCCUCGCAGCUGCCCAUCGAGCGCCAUUUGUAGCGUUCGCGACGGAAACCCUCCGCGGCCUCUCGACCAUUCGAGCGUUCGACCAGACUGAGCACUUUGAAACGAAUGGACGGCGGCUGCUUGACAAGGCGCAAAGCUACCUCCUCGUGCAAUUCCUAGCAUCCCGAUGGCUGCAAAUGCGAAUGGACGGACUGUCGGCAGGCAUGGUAGCCGCCGUCGCGUUCUGUUGUGUCUGGUCGCGGGCGACCGUGGGCGUCGUCGGCGCCGGGUUGGCCUUGACGUAUGUCACGCAGCUGUCUGGCUUCCUCUCCCGAGCUGUCAUGGGCCACGCCGAAGUGGCCGAGCACAUGACGUCUGUGGAACGGAUGGUUGAGUACAUUGGGAUAAAGUCCGAGGGGGCAAAGUCCGAGGGGCCAGUGGGGGGGUCCCGCUCGACCACCGCCCUAGCUGAGUGGCCAUCGCAGGGCGCGGUGACGUUUGCAAACUACUCGAUGCGGUACCGCGCCGGGUUGGAGCUGUCGUUGAAACACGUGAGCUUGAGCGUCCGGGGGGGGGAGAAGGUUGGCAUCUGCGGGCGGACGGGGGGCGGCAAGUCGUCGCUCCUGGCGGCGCUCUUCCGGACGGUGGAAGCAGCUAGUGGACGCAUCAUGAUUGACGGCGUGGACAUUGCGACUGUCGACUUGGCGACCCUUCGGUCGAGACUGACCAUUAUUCCGCAGGACCCGGUGGUGUUCAGCGGGUCGGUGCGGUUCAACUUGGACCCAACUCUGACGACAGACGACGCCGAGUUGUGGCAUGUGCUGCGCCAAGUGCACUUGGCCGACGUGGUCGGGCUCGACUAUGACGUGGCAGAACACGGAGCAAACUUGUCUGGUGGCCAGAGGCAGUUGCUGUGCAUUGCACGCGCGUUGCUCCGCAAGUCCAAGGUGGUCGUGCUGGACGAAGCCACGGCCAACAUCGACGGCGACACGGACCGGCUCAUCCAGGACACGCUGCGGGCCAACUUUCACCACGACAACGUCACCAAGCUCGUGAUCGCCCACCGCGUCCACACGAUUCUCGACAGCGACCGCAUUUUGGUGCUCCAGGACGGGUCCGUCGUCGAGUUUGACACGCCCGUCGCCCUCCUCGCGAUCGAAAACGGCGUGUUCAAAGCAUUGGCAGCGCACGCUGGGGCGACAUUGCCUUGAGUUCGUGUCCCUUCAUGUAGUGAGAUGAUAGAUACCCAAUGCUAUGAUCGUCGUCAUAAGUACUACUCCGG
Aphanomyces astaci is the source of this 3899-nucleotide messenger RNA. RefSeq lists its product as hypothetical. The transcript has a single exon. The record is from RefSeq and is a predicted model, not a curated record. Gene Ontology annotation, molecular function: ATP hydrolysis activity; ABC-type transporter activity; ATP binding. Gene Ontology annotation, biological process: transmembrane transport. Gene Ontology annotation, cellular component: membrane. The coding region runs from base 1 to 3828 and encodes 1275 amino acids. NCBI's taxonomy places the organism in Eukaryota, Oomycota, Saprolegniomycetes, Saprolegniales, Verrucalvaceae.